Messenger RNA from Phaeodactylum tricornutum CCAP 1055/1, 2302 nucleotides. RefSeq lists its product with no specific name. The coding region runs from base 250 to 2262 and encodes 670 amino acids. Gene Ontology annotation, molecular function: sequence-specific DNA binding; DNA-binding transcription factor activity. The record is from RefSeq and is a predicted model, not a curated record. Gene Ontology annotation, biological process: regulation of DNA-templated transcription. The transcript is spliced from 3 exons. Lineage: Eukaryota; Bacillariophyta; Bacillariophyceae; Surirellales; Neidiaceae.
CAGUCUCUUGCGUUACCGACAAUCUACCUUUCUGAUCAUCUCCCUUGCCCAACAGAAAUACGAAUACGCUUAUUAUCUCAAUCCUCCUCCCACACUCACAACUUUCCCCGUGUGCGCUCCGCUGUGACCAGUGCCUUCCACAAUUUGACGAUUCUCCCGAGACACGGGAACCCCGCACUUACGUUACCUUACUGUUAAUACUGUUGGUGUUGUUACUUUCCUCGAACGCCGUUCGUCCCUACCUACCGCAUGGAUCCUUCGCAGUACCACCAUUUCUCCGCGCAGCAAUUGCAAGGAUUGACGGGAGGAGACUCCUCCAGUAGAGCUCCGCAAGACGCCCACGGCGGUGGGAGUCACGGAAACAACGGUGGUAACCAAGAAACGCACAUCAACAAUCAAGAGAACGCGCAGCAGCUCUCGGCGAGCCUCUUUCAACAAAUGCAAAGCAUCCAACAACAACAGCAGCAACAACAACAAUCUGCGCAUACGCAGGGAACUGCGCAAGGUGGUAGCAUCAACAAUAGCGGAGUGCCAUUACUGGUGGGAGCAACGCCCUUGCAACAGCAACUUUCGGCUCUGCAGAGUCUGACUGCACAUCCGGGAUUCGCCGCCUUUCAAAAUCAGCAACAGCAAACCCAGCCUCCUCCCCAACAACCAACGUCGCAGCUGCAGAUUCCCCAAGGACUUCUCAAUAUUCCUGGUCUUACUGCCGAACAAGCAGCCUUGUUCUUUCAACAAGCCCAACAACAACAGCAGCAGCAGCAAGCCCAACAACAACAAAUGCAACAGCCGAAUCAGCAAGCGCAACAGCUUCAACAGCAAAUGCAGCAACAUUUACAGCAGCAAGCCCAGCAGCAGCAGAACCAAACUGUACAGCAACAGUACCAGCAAUUUCAACAACCACAACAACAACAAUUCCAGCAGCAACAGCCACAAGGUCUCAUGAAUGCCAAUGCUCUUGGUAUUAGCCUCCAGCAGCAGAUCCAACAGUUGCAGCUGGCUCAACAGCUCAUGGCGGCUGGUUUACCCGCCAAUUUGUCCUUGAUGGGCGCCGGGGCGGCUCCUGGAAACGUCAAUCUGGCGAGCUUUAUGAGUGGACAAACACAGCAGCCAGCCGUGACACAGCCAAAUUCACAGUUGGCCGCUUUUCAAAAUAAUCAGUUGCUAAUGGCGCAGCAGAAUCUGGGAAAGCAAACAACACCGUCCACUGGAGCCUUUGGUGGUUUUUUGCCGGAAGAGUCGCAAAAACCGAGCGAUUCGGCCGGAAGCGCGCCGACAGCUACAGAAGAGUGGGCGGAACCGUUCGCGGGCAAGGGAAAGAAAGAGCCACCGUUUCCACUCAAGUUGCACCAGAUUUUAGGCAAUCCGGAAUUUGCCGAGUGCAUUUGCUGGAAUCCGCACGGGCGUUCCUGGAGGAUCUUGAAGCCACCCGUGUUUGAACAGCUCGUCAUUCCACUCUACUUCCGCCACGCUAAAUACGCCUCUUUCAUGCGUCAAGUCAAUGGCUGGGGUUUCAAACGAAUUGUUUCGGGUAACGAUCACAAUUCAUACUUCCACGAACUCUUCGUGCGCGAGUAUCCCCAACUGUGCAUCAAAAUGAAGCGCAUCAAAAAGGGCGAGGGUGAGAGGAAGAGAAAGUCGGAUGAUGGUAGUGACGAUAGCGAUGGCGGCAAUAUUGAAGGCGAGAAUUCGGCAGCGAAUGAGGCUGGCGAUCAAGGCAGCAACGAGGGAAGUGACGAUAACAAAGGACAAUCACAGAAUGAUUCCUUGAGCAAUCUUCACCAUCAAUACAAUCUUCCUUCACAAGAUGAUCAGAAUGCCUUGGCGGGUAUUUUGAACCAGGGACAGUUUAAUCUUGGACAAUUGAACGGCGGAGGAAGACUUUCGAAUAUGAUGGGAAGCUCUGCUUCUCCCAACCCCGCGACUCCUGCAUCCAGCGCCCCUGUAUCUUUGCCGAGCGGUCUUGCAGGUUUGCAAGGCGUUGACAGCGCCACCCUCAUGAAGUUGCAGGAAGCUUUGUCGGCGGCCGGUGGGGGCAAUGCUAUGCAGUCAUUACUGCAGCAGCAAGCUCCCGCUGCGCCUUCCGCUCCACAACAAUUGCAGCAAACGCCGCAGCUCGGCAAUUUUGCCUUCCUUAGCUCGCAGAUUGGCGGUCCUAACGCAGCACUGCUGGCGGCGCAACUCCAGGCAGCAACCCAAGGGCCAAGCGGAGGCAACGGUGGAGAAGAGCGUGAUACAGACAAGGAAAGCGAAGCAGUCUGAAUGGAUUUCGGAUGAUACGUAAUCAGUGAAGUAUUGUUUA